Eurypyga helias (sunbittern) is the source of this 915-nucleotide messenger RNA. Its product is annotated as type II inositol 1,4,5-trisphosphate 5-phosphatase-like. Lineage: Eukaryota; Metazoa; Chordata; Aves; Eurypygiformes; Eurypygidae. The transcript has 7 exons. Gene Ontology annotation, biological process: phosphatidylinositol dephosphorylation. Gene Ontology annotation, cellular component: membrane; cytosol. The annotation marks the transcript as partial. The record is from RefSeq and is a predicted model, not a curated record. Gene Ontology annotation, molecular function: phosphatidylinositol-4,5-bisphosphate 5-phosphatase activity; inositol-1,4,5-trisphosphate 5-phosphatase activity.
GCAAAACAAACUCAAACCUGAAGUGAAAACUGAAAUGGUCCGGUCUGCCAGCGUCAAGGAUUCAAACAAGGCUUCGAUCUCAUCAGAACCGGAGCUUGGACUAAGAGAUACGAUUGUUAAAUCUCAGCUUGCACGCAUGGAGGAUUCCUACACGCACAUCCAGAGCUUCAGAUUUUUUGUUGGGACAUAUAAUGUGAAUGGUCAGUCACCCAGAGAAAGCCUCCAGCCUUGGCUGAGGUGUGAUGCUGAGCCUCCAGACAUUUACUGCGUGGGUUUCCAGGAGCUUGAUCUGAGUAAAGAAGCCUUCUUUUUCAAUGACACACCGAAGGAAGAAGAAUGGUUUAAAGCUGUAACUGAUAGUCUUCACCCAGAUGCCAAAUAUGCAAAGGUGAAACUCGUGCGGCUCGUGGGAAUCAUGCUCCUGUUGUAUGUGAAAGCAGACCUUGCUCUGAGCAUCUCUGACGUGGAAACGGAGUCUGUGGGAACUGGAAUCAUGGGGAGGAUGGGUAACAAAGGUGGAGUUGCCAUAAGGUUUAAAUUCCAUAACACUAGCGUCUGUGUUGUGAAUUCUCACCUUGCAGCUCACAUGGAGGAAUAUGAGCGGAGGAACCAGGACUUCAAAGACAUCUGCUCUCGGAUGCAAUUCUGCCAGUCGGAUCCAGACUUACCCCCUCUCACUAUUGGCAAACACGAUGUGAUCUUAUGGUUGGGCGACCUCAACUAUCGGCUGGAGGACCUGGAUGUGGCAAAAGUGAAGCAGCUUGUAGAUGAGAAAGCAUUUCUAGAGCUUUGCCAUUAUGACCAGCUAAAGAGGCAAAUGAAUGCACAUGCAGUCUUUGAAGGCUUUACAGAGGGAGAGAUUUCUUUCCAGCCAACAUACAAAUAUGAUGCUGGCUGUGAUGACUGGGACACAAG